GACACGGCCUAAGCUGAUUAAUUCCUCCUUUCCUCACUCCUCACUCUCCUUUUUUUCCUCCGCCUCCACUGUUGCUCUGCUCUAGCCUCUUUGUUCGUUUCCUCCUCCUCUUCACUCUUCUACUUUCGGCACAGCCUCAAGGCUUUGCUCUAGCCUCCUCCGCUUCCUCCUCUACUCUUCACUCUUCGGUUGGGACUGUACAAGGGUAAAUUAAAAAUGGAGCAUGGGUCAUUCCAAAAUCCAAGUUCAUCAACUUUCUCUAUUACAGAGGAAGAUCACACUCUUGCUAAUUCCCUCAGAGUGGUCCUCAACCAAGAUCCACGGGUAUCAUUUUGUGGGUACAGCAUUCCUCAUCCUUCGGAAGCGCGGGUUAAUAUCAGGGUGCAAACAACAGGUGACCCAGCUUGUGAGGUGUUGAAAGAUGGUUGUCAAAAUCUGAGUUAUCUGUGUAAGCAUGUGAGAAAGACAUUUGAUAAUGCAGUGGCCGAGUACAAGACCAGCAAAGCUAAUGAUUCCAUGGAUGUUAAUUAAGAAGAAGAUACUAUUCAUGUUCAUCGUGUGUCGGGCAACAAAGUUUUGGAUAGGAUCUAUAUGCUCCAACUUCUUCGUUCUUAUUCCUUAUCUUUCUAGUUUAUGAUAUUGAUUACCAACUUAGUUAGUAGCGUUUUUACCACUAUGAAAUAUGCAUACUUUUUUUUUUUGAGUAAAAAUAUGCAUAUGCUACUGUUUAUGAAAUUCGCAAUUUUAUUAUCUACUGAUAACUUCUUCGUGGGGAAAUUUUCUGAUUAUGCUGAAAUGAAAAGAAAUCAACAUUAGAAGUUUGUUCUGAGAUUUUUUAUUAAUAAUAAAUUUUGUUUUAUGCA
Molecule: messenger RNA, 863 nt
Organism: Amaranthus tricolor (Joseph's coat)
Lineage: Eukaryota; Viridiplantae; Streptophyta; Magnoliopsida; Caryophyllales; Amaranthaceae
Exons: 4
Coding region: 217-531 (104 amino acids)
Biological process (GO): DNA-templated transcription
Cellular component (GO): RNA polymerase I complex; RNA polymerase III complex
Molecular function (GO): DNA-directed RNA polymerase activity; DNA binding; protein dimerization activity
Source: RefSeq, a predicted model, not a curated record